Messenger RNA from Diatraea saccharalis (sugarcane borer), 417 nucleotides. The record is from the annotation of a GenBank genome assembly. Lineage: Eukaryota; Metazoa; Arthropoda; Insecta; Lepidoptera; Crambidae.
AUGUCUCAGCAGGCAGAGGAUCCCGCGCCGGAGCCGGAACUAGGGCCGAGUGAGGGCGGCGGGCGCGCGCUCCACAUGCGCUCCUUCAAAUUGAGGUUUGCGGCGCACCGUGAGCCCGGUCGAUCCAACUUUUCCGCCAUAAAACCACUCGGCUUGCCCGCUACGGUAGCAGAUGCGCCGCAAAGGGUGGAGCGACACAAGGCGCUGACGGAGGCCGAGGAGGCGGCACUGAAUCGAGUGCGAGCCAUGUUCACGCGCGGACCGAGGGACAAGUAUGGCUGGUGGUGGGAUCAAGCUUCAAAAAUAGCUACAACUACUUUUUCUGAUCGUCGACUAAAUCAUCACAUACAAGAUUCAUCAUGGCUCAAAACACGCUUGCUUAUACUAGCUGCAGAUGAUAAGCUCAAGCAACGCUAG